CUGGCGAGCGCGCGCGCGCCUGCGCAGAGGGACGAGGAAACUGGGUCCCCGUUAGGUCCCGGCGCUUGCGCGCUGUGGGCUCCGGGCCUCCCGGCCUGAGGGAGAGGAGCAGGGAAGAUGGCGGCUGUGGUGGAAAAUGUAGUGAAGCUCCUGGGGGAGCAAUACUAUAAAGAUGCCAUGGAGCAGUGCCACAAUUACAAUGCCCGCCUCUGUGCUGAGCGUAGUGUGCGCCUGCCUUUCUUGGACUCACAGACCGGAGUAGCCCAGAGCAACUGUUACAUCUGGAUGGAAAAACGACAUCGGGGUCCAGGUUUGGCCUCUGGGCAGCUGUACUCCUACCCUGCCCGGCGCUGGCGGAAAAAGCGGCGAGCCCACCCUCCUGAGGACCCAAGACUUUCUUUCCCAUCUAUUAAACCAGACACAGACCAGACCCUGAAGAAGGAGGGGCUGAUCUCUCAGGACGGCAGUAGUUUAGAGGCUCUGUUGCGCACCGACCCCCUGGAGAAGCGAGGUGCCCCAGAUCCCCGCGUCGAUGAUGACAGCCUGGGCGAGUUUCCUGUGACCAACAGUCGAGCACGGAAGCGGAUCCUAGAACCAGAUGACUACCUGGAUGACCUUGAUGAUGAGGACUAUGAAGAAGACACUCCCAAGCGUCGGGGCAAGGGGAAAUCGAAGGGUAAAGGUGUGGGCAGUGCCCGUAAGAAGCUGGAUGCUUCCAUCCUGGAGGACCGGGACAAGCCCUAUGCCUGCGACAUCUGUGGGAAACGUUACAAGAACCGACCAGGCCUCAGUUACCACUAUGCCCACUCCCACUUGGCUGAGGAGGAGGGCGAGGACAAGGAAGACUCUCAGCCACCCACCCCGGUUUCCCAGAGGUCCGAGGAGCAGAAAUCCAAGAAGGGUCCCGAUGGAUUGGCCUUGCCCAACAACUACUGUGACUUCUGCCUGGGAGACUCAAAGAUCAACAAGAAGACAGGACAACCCGAGGAGCUGGUGUCUUGUUCUGACUGUGGCCGCUCAGGGCAUCCGUCUUGCCUGCAGUUCACCCCCGUGAUGAUGGCAGCCGUGAAGACCUACCGCUGGCAGUGCAUUGAGUGCAAGUGCUGCAAUAUCUGCGGCACCUCUGAGAAUGACGACCAGCUGCUCUUCUGUGAUGACUGCGAUCGUGGCUACCACAUGUACUGUCUUACCCCGUCCAUGUCUGAACCCCCUGAAGGAAGUUGGAGCUGCCACUUGUGUCUGGACCUGCUGAAGGAGAAAGCUUCCAUCUACCAGAACCAGAACGCCUCUUGAUGUGGCCACCCAUGCUCCUCCCAUGCAUCUAGGGCUGUUUCUCUCCUCCUCUCUUGUUUCUCAUACCCACCUUUCCCUUCCUCCUCUCUUUCACAAGUCCAGAGAACCUGGGGUGGUCGUGCCAACCUGCCUUUGGCAGCAGCAAGCUGAGGUGGCAGCUCUGCCUGCCUCUGGCCCCACGCCCUCGGGAGAACGGAACAGCACACCGCCCACCCCAGGGUGCACCUGCGGAUCCUGCUUCUCGCGGCUCUCCACGAAGUGCAUUCACUCUGCCUGCCUUGGGCCCCGGCCUGGUGAUCACAGGGUUCAGACAGUGUCCUCGGAGAAAGAGUGGGGGGCAUCUCAGUUCUCUCUCCGCUUUGCCUCCACUCUGGUCCCUGGGGUUUUCCCUUCCUCUAGAGGUGAGCCAGGCCAGGGCCUCUUUGCCAGGCGUAGCAGGGAGCGAGCAACUGAGCAAGCGGAGGUGGCGCUUGGAAGGACUUUCCAUGCCCUUCCUGCUGCUUAUCCCCACCGCCUCCUUCCCCCAGAGGGGCACUGUGGCCCUAUUCCUGCUACCCAGGAUCCUUUGCCCGCACCAGGAUGUUCUUGGUCACCCUCUGGGCUCUGCCUUGUCCCACCCUAGGAGGGUAGCAGCUUCACCCCGAGUCUUCCUCGUGCUUACCUGGCUCACUCUCACAGGUGGUCUCUAGUGGCCACAGCAUUCCCCACCCUUGGAAUUUCCUACCUUCCGCCUCCUCAUUCCCUUUGGUUUUGUGGGGAGAGGGGAAGCAUUGGGGGGCCGGGCCAGCCACUUAGAGGUCACAGGGAGACGUUGGAUAAUGUGCCUGUUUUUUAACUCGAUGAAAAAGCCUACCUCCAAAAUCCCCUUUUUGUUCUUCCUGGACCUGGGCAUUCAGCUCCUGCCCUUAACUGAAUUGGGAGCCUCUGCCUCCUACUCUGUGCAUCCUGGCCCCGGGGUCACAGGGAAGCCACAUAGACGUCCCAUUCUUCCCUUGCACGCUCGCUAGCAGCUGGUAAGGUCUUCACAUCCUGAUUCCUCAGUUUUCUGGCUGGUGACACUGACAUUAAAUACUGGGAGGGACACUCCAUGCCAGGACACGCUGGAGUGGCCUUCCCCUUGGCUAUGGGCAGGCCCUAAUUCACUGUCGCUUUGGAGUUGUGUCUUUUUUCUUCCUCGCUCUCUCUCUUGGUUCCUGUAUUCUAAACAUUAGUACAAAUAAACAUUUUUACACAGA
This is a messenger RNA of Pteropus alecto (black flying fox), 2528 nucleotides long. RefSeq names its product double PHD fingers 2 (gene DPF2). NCBI's taxonomy places the organism in Eukaryota, Metazoa, Chordata, Mammalia, Chiroptera, Pteropodidae. The coding region runs from base 118 to 1293 and encodes 391 amino acids. Gene Ontology annotation, cellular component: nBAF complex. The transcript is spliced from 11 exons. Gene Ontology annotation, biological process: nervous system development. The record is from RefSeq and is a predicted model, not a curated record.